Molecule: messenger RNA, 1330 nt
Organism: Rhipicephalus microplus (southern cattle tick)
Lineage: Eukaryota; Metazoa; Arthropoda; Arachnida; Ixodida; Ixodidae
Product: ubiquitin-conjugating enzyme E2 W
Source: RefSeq, a predicted model, not a curated record
GCUCACAGCUGAUUGACGCACUUUCUAGCACUGAAUACAACUCGUACGUAGAUUCGCACGCUCGUUGGAGUAUUUUCAGUAGUGUUUCUUUCUUUCGCGGUCCACCCGUGACACAGUGAUCUGAACCGUGCGUUCCUGAAUGUUUUCUCCCCGCCACAGGAGCGGACAGUGUGAAUGGGACUCUUAGCAAUGCCUAGGCUACGCGAUUCACCGUCCGACUGAAAGGCCAAUCGACCACAAGCGAAAACGCCAUGGCGUCAAUGCAGAAGAGGCUUCAGAAGGAGCUGCUCUCCAUGCAGAAAGAGCCGCCGCCGGGCGUGAACGUAGACAUUGACAACGUUGGAUCCAACCUAACGCAGUGGAUCGUGGACAUGGAAGGUGCCAAAGGCACGCUCUACGAAGGAGAGAAGUUUCAGCUGCUGUUCAAGUUUAGCUCCAAAUAUCCAUUCGACUCUCCAGAGGUGACCUUCCUGGGGCCCAACAUUCCGGUGCACCCUCACGUGUACAGCAAUGGCCACAUCUGCCUGUCCAUCCUGACAGACGACUGGUCGCCCGCCCUGUCCGUGCAGUCCGUCUGCCUCAGCAUCAUCUCCAUGCUGUCCAGCUGCAAGGAGAAGAAGCGACCACCUGACAACUCACUCUAUGUAAAGACAUGCAACAAAAACCCCAAGAAGACCAAGUGGUGGUACCAUGACGACUCGGUCUGAUGUCAGGGUGCACCUCCUAUCUCACCUCUGCCACUUCCUCUAGUCACGCUGCCCUGAUUGCUUGGUCGGUGCUGCCAUCUGCCAGUGGAAUAAAUUGACUCAUCCGGUAUGUCCCUUCCCAGUGCAGCAGAAGUGAGUAGUGUCGGGCACAAAAAAAAAAAAAAAGCCUAACACCUCUCUGCCUGCAAGUGGUGACAACAGGCGGCGGCAGCAGCGGCACGGCUUCGAGAAUGGGCACUUCGACGUGCAGCCUCGUUUUUGGGCAGGCCCCGGGGGCUCUCGGCUGGGCCAUACCAACUACUACCGCACUGGACGAAUAAAACUGUAGUUUCAUUUUUUUUAAUUAUGUUCCCUCCAAGCGUAGAACCGUUUGCUAGUGACUUGUUGAGACCAAGGACGACUUCAAUUGUUGGAUGGACCCCGCUAGCCAACGUGACUGCCAUCGGUGAAUGAACGAAGCCUGUGCAGAUAAGGAAAAAAAAAGUGUUUUAAAUAUAAAAUAAAGCCCGUUGCAGGAAGUUAUAACAGUGCCGCCAGUUGAGAGGACAAGUGUGUUUUUCUUCCCCUUUUAAACGUUGUUGUGCGAUGUAUGGCGUCUAGGAAUAAAGACCAUGCCAAUUUUA